GACACAGACUACUGUCAACAUGUCCCAAAUGUGUCUGGCUGAUUUCUGCAUCCCCCUUUGGCGCCCGAAGUUUUCCGUGGAUUGGAACGGAGUUUGAUAAUGAAACAUUAUAAUGCUACAUUUUGACUGCCUUAUUCCCCUAUCCUACUCCUAACUAUGCCCAGAACACGAUCACAACCCAAAGAGACAUUUCCUCUCGGUCCUUUCACUGUCUCUCGAGUAUGGGUAGGUCUUUGGCAGUUGUCAAGUAACGCUUGGGGAAGCGCUUCGGCAGCAAAAAUUCGUCAAGCAAUGGCUAGACACAACGAAAUGGGUUACAAUGCUUUUGGUGAGUCACAAAUAUCAAGCCAUGUGUAUCUCCCUGCAAUCGUGAACGCCAUUUUUGGUAGAUAUGGGUAUGUUUGAAUCUGCACUGGAUUUUCCAUGAGCUGAGGAAAAUAUUGCAGCCGACCAUUAUGGAAGUGCGGAAAUACUCUAUGGGCAAUUUAAAGAAUCACUACCCAGCCAGGCAGAAGUUGUCGGGGCCACAAAAUGGUGUGUAUUCCGGCAAACAGAAUUGUCGCGUUCUGUGGUGGAGAACGCGGUUCGGGAGCGUAUGACACGCAUGCGCACGACCACUGUGGACUUGUUGCAG
This is a messenger RNA of Suillus subaureus, 634 nucleotides long. RefSeq lists its product as uncharacterized. The record is from RefSeq and is a predicted model, not a curated record. The coding region runs from base 157 to 405 and encodes 82 amino acids. The transcript has 3 exons. NCBI's taxonomy places the organism in Eukaryota, Fungi, Basidiomycota, Agaricomycetes, Boletales, Suillaceae.